AUGGUCCUCACCGCAUCCGCAAGCACCAAACGCAAGAACGAUGAGAACGUGUCUGCUGCCGCGCCCCCCAAGAAGGCGCGUGUCGCUGGAAACGGCACCCACGCUGCGGCUGCUGUGCUUUUAAAAACGAUACUCGCCAACCCCAAGUCUUUCCCCGCUCCGGCGAGCGCAGAAGCUGUCCGAGACGCGCUCGUGGAUCUCGCCGUCUACGCAAAUGCUCUCGAGGAACAGAACCGCGCACUUCGCGUUGCGAACAACGCCAAGCCCGUCGCUCCCGUUGCAAAGGCCGUCAAGUCCAAGGAUGAACUCGAGGUGGAGGCCGAAAGGAUCCGAAAUGCCGCUCAGAACGGAAUCAUCAAGCAGAUGGCGUGGAAACCUACCUGCAAGCAAGGACGAGCGAAGUGGUCGUACGACGGCUUCUGCCCUGACCCCGAGGUCUUCGGUGUGCUCAUGGGGCUCGGAGGGCCGCCGAAGUUCAAGGUGAAGAAGUUUAAGGCGGAGGCGUUUGAAGAGCUCAUCGGAGAACUCGACCGCUCCGUGAGGCACGUAUUCCCGUACGAUGUGCUACACAUCACGAGUGCCGAUGUCACCGUGCGCUGGAACGAAACCGGCGAGUUCAAGUUCAGCGGAUCGUACGGCAAACUGCCGAAGAAGGACUGA
Messenger RNA from Trametes versicolor FP-101664 SS1, 660 nucleotides. RefSeq lists its product as uncharacterized. The transcript is spliced from 3 exons. The record is from RefSeq and is a predicted model, not a curated record. Lineage: Eukaryota; Fungi; Basidiomycota; Agaricomycetes; Polyporales; Polyporaceae. The coding region runs from base 1 to 660 and encodes 219 amino acids.